Paralichthys olivaceus (Japanese flounder) is the source of this 1271-nucleotide messenger RNA. RefSeq names its product phospholipase A and acyltransferase 4-like. Lineage: Eukaryota; Metazoa; Chordata; Actinopteri; Pleuronectiformes; Paralichthyidae. Gene Ontology annotation, cellular component: cytoplasm. The record is from RefSeq and is a predicted model, not a curated record. Gene Ontology annotation, molecular function: A2-type glycerophospholipase activity; glycerophospholipid phospholipase A1 activity. Gene Ontology annotation, biological process: N-acylphosphatidylethanolamine metabolic process.
CUCUGAAUAAUGUGUCGGGACAAAUAGAUCAGCAAUUAAUCAAUGUCCAUUAUUGAGUUUGCCGUUCAGUAACAGAUCAAACAACCAACAACAGAGCAAAUGUCACAGGUGUAAAUAUAUAGAACUGGGAUUUUGUGGCCUGAACAGAUACUGAAUAUUAAAUUUAUUUAUUUCAAACUUUAAAAUAUCCAUAUCACAUAGAUAGAUAAAUUGACAAAUCUCUGUGAUGUUCCAGACACUAGACCUGCAUCUAUAUCAAAUCAAACCAAGGCCAUCUGCUCUAAUUGGACCUAUAGGGACAAAUAAUUUGCAGCUCUGAAAAACAAGUGGCGUUACUGUCUGUUUCUUUGCAUUUCAGCUUUUGGAAUUGACUCUGAAGAAAUGUCUGAAUCAAUAUGAGAUGUGGGAAUUGAAAACUCUGAGCAGGUGAGCCACACAUUUUAAACAAACUGAGACAAAUGGCAGAUAAAAAUAUAUUUCUGAACAGGAGAUAUGACAGAGUGUCUGGUUGAGAUUAAUAGGUAACGUAUUAAUCAGAAACAUCUACAGUCAAGGCUAUCAGUGACAAAUGAAGGCAUUUUAAUUAUUACACAACCUGGUCACUGCGUCCUCACAAUCUGAAAAUGCACUUCAGUCCAUUUGGUCCGUUGACUUCCGCCGACAGCAACAACAGAUCUGUUGGGAAACUGGAAAAGCAUGUUUUCCCAAAUGACAAGGCGACAGGUGGAUCAAAGUGUGUCCACGGCAGAUUAUGGAGACUUGAUUGAGUUUGUGAACCCGCUGCUGGGAUUGUCUCUUUGGGGGGUUUAUGUUGGAGAAGGCUUGGUUAUCCAUUUUGGGGUGGGAGACGAGAACAUGACACAAAAAGCCUGCCGCAGCUUUUUUCAGCAAAUGGCUCCAAAGUCCAGUGGGGACCGUGUUCUGAAGCAGACCAGAAUCUGCAAGCAGCGCAUUGAAGAUAUCAAACUGCCUGUAGGAACUCGAAUCAGGGUCAACAACAACAAACACAACCUGAUUCCGUCACCACAGGAGAUGAUGAGAUAUCGCUCUGACACUUUUCUGCAGCAGGAGUUCAAAUACGACCUGAUGAACUUCAAUAGUGAGCAUUUCGCCACAUUUGUUCGUUACGGCCACGCCGUGUGCAACCAGAUUCCCUUUAAGAAAAAGAACGAGGCGCAUGUGGACACAACUCAGACUCUGCAAAUGAUAAUGCAGCAACGGAUGGAGACAGAAUCCUCCUCCUGAGGCAAAGUAAAUAAAAGAAUCCUUCA